AUGACUACAGACUUCCUCUCUUCCUCUCAAGUCAAGGAUUUUGACUAUGUCAUUGUUGGCGGUGGGACGGCUGGUUGUGUCAUUGCAAGCAGGCUGUCUGAGUAUCUUCCACAGAAGAAGAUUCUCAUGAUUGAGGCUGGUCCAAGCGAUUUUAACAAUGAAAAAGUGUUGAAGCUUAAAGACUGGCUUACCCUGCUAGGAGGUGACCUAGAUUACGAUUAUGGCACCGUAGAACAACCCAAUGGUAACUCACAUAUCAGACAUUCUCGAGCUAAGGUUCUAGGUGGCUGUUCAUCACACAACACCUUGAUCUCAUUCAGACCGUUCGAAUACGACUGUCAAAUAUGGGAGAGCAUGGGAGCCAGAGGCUGGGGGUUCAAGACCAUGAUGCGCCUCAUAGACAACCUGCGCAACCAAAUCCAGCCAGUGCACCCCCGCCACCGCAACCAAGUUUGCAAAGACUGGAUAGAGUCGUGCUCCACUUCCAUGAACAUCCCAGUCCUGAAAGACUUCAACAAGGAGAUCAAAGAGACGGGUAGUUUACAGCAGGGUGUAGGCUUCUUCUCUAUUGCCUAUAACCCAGAUGAUGGAAAUCGAAGCUCGGCUUCAGUGGCAUACAUUCAUCCCAUCCUACGCGGCGAAGAAAACCGACCAAACCUCACAGUCCUUACCAAUGCCUGGGUGAGCAAGAUCAACGUCUCUUCGUCCAAGACCGUGACAGGUGUAAACAUCACCCUAAAGUCUGGCACCAAACUUACCAUCUCACCCAAAACCGAGACCAUCCUCUGUGCCGGAGCCGUCGAUACCUGCCGUCUCAUGCUAUUAUCAGGAAUCGGUCCUUCCAAGCAACUAUCAGACCUCUCUAUACUUGUAGUCCACGACCUACCCGGCGUAGGAGAAAACCUCCUCGACCACCCCGAAAGCAUCAUAAUGUGGGAACUCAACGCUCCAAUCCCACCCCAAACCACCAUGGACUCAGACGCAGGCAUCUUCCUCCGCCGCGAGAUCGCCAACGCCGCAACCUCCAACUCAGACCCAUUCCUCAACCCCAAACACUUACCAGACGGCACAAUCGCCGAUAUAAUGAUGCAUUGCUACCAAAUCCCCUUCUGCCUCAACACCGCCAGACUCGGAUACGAGGCCCCCCUAAACGCUUUCUGCAUGACGCCCAAUAUCCCGCGCCCCCGUUCCAGAGGAAGGAUAUAUCUCACCUCCGCAGACCCUAGCGUCAAGCCUGCGCUAGAUUUCAGAUACUUCACCGACCCCGAAGGCUACGACGCCGCCACCAUCGUAGCGGGCUUAAAAGCCGCACGAGAAAUCGCCCAAACGGCCCCCUUCUGCAACUGGAUCAAGAAAGAAGUCGCCCCGGGCCCAGCCAUCCAAACGGACGCCGAGCUGUCGGAGUACGGGCGGAGAGUGGCACAUACCGUGUACCACCCAGCCGGGACGACGAAGAUGGGCGCGAGCAACGAUGAGAUGGCGGUCGUGGAUCCGGAAUUGAAGGUUAGAGGGCUGAAGGGGGUGCGGAUUGCGGAUGCGGGGGUGUUUCCGGCGAUGACGACUGUUAAUCCUAUGUUGACUGUUUUGGCGAUUGGGGAGAGGGCUGCGGAGAUGAUUGCUGCGGAGGCGGGGUGGAGGGGGGAUGGGAGGGCGAGGUUGUAG
Messenger RNA from Mollisia scopiformis, 1662 nucleotides. Its product is annotated as alcohol oxidase. The coding region runs from base 1 to 1662 and encodes 553 amino acids. Gene Ontology annotation, molecular function: oxidoreductase activity, acting on CH-OH group of donors; flavin adenine dinucleotide binding. NCBI's taxonomy places the organism in Eukaryota, Fungi, Ascomycota, Leotiomycetes, Helotiales, Mollisiaceae. The transcript has 2 exons. The record is from RefSeq and is a predicted model, not a curated record.